Plasmodium vinckei vinckei is the source of this 2670-nucleotide messenger RNA. Its product is annotated as conserved Plasmodium protein, unknown function. Gene Ontology annotation, molecular function: microtubule binding. The record is from RefSeq and is a predicted model, not a curated record. Bases 1 to 2670 code for a protein of 889 amino acids. Lineage: Eukaryota; Apicomplexa; Aconoidasida; Haemosporida; Plasmodiidae. The transcript has 6 exons.
AUGAAUAAAAAUGAUGAAAAUGAACAAACUCCAAAAAAUACUGUCUAUAAAAUCCAUAAAAAAAAAUUUUGUAAAAAUAAGAUAAAUAAAGAAUGCCCAUUUUAUGUAAAUUAUGAUAUACUUGUAAAAAAUUAUAAAAAUGAAAAAAAUUAUAUUGAUCUAAAUCUUGAAAUUAAUUAUAAUUUAGAAGAAAUAGAAGAAAACAACGAAAAUAUAAAAAAAUGUAUAUUUAUAGCCAAUGAAAAAAAUAAGGGUAAUUUGGGUGAACAAAAAGCUAGCUCAAAAAACGAUAAAAUAAAUAACCAACAUGAAACUAAUUACAAUAUUGAUUCUAUAAACAAUUUUAUUUCAUCAAAACACAAAAAAAAAGGCAACAACCCAAAUUGUGAAAAUAGAGAAAGUAGUAGAAGAAACCAGGCAAAUAUUGAUGUAAGCUCUGAAGAAGAAAGAAAAACAAAUAUAGAUAAAAACAAAAGUAAAGACAACAUAAAAAAUAACAAUAACCAUGAAUAUUAUUCUUCCGAUUCUAAUGGUACCUAUUGCUCGGACUUAUCUGAUAAUUACUCCGAAAUUGAGAAAAAAAGUAUGAACUUUUCUCAACGAAUUACAUAUGAUGAUAUAAUACCCAAUAAGAUAAAUCUAUAUGAUACAACAAUUGAUUUAAAUAGUCACAAGAAUAAUAAAAAUAAAAGUAAAAACAAUAAUAAAAAUAAAAAUGAUAUUGACGAUAUAUCUUAUGGAGUAACCAAACUAAAACCCUCAAUAUCAAAUGAUUCUUCUUUAUUAUUUGAUGAUAGUAAUAAUGAAAGCUUUAACUAUGCAUAUAAUGUAAAUUCGAGCAGUAAUUACAAUAGGAGUGAUAGUAAUAAUACUGAGUUUUACUCGUCAAACAUAUUUUCGAAGCAACAUAAAUAUCCGUUCCUGGAUAAAUUGUAUUGUUCUAAGGAGGAAGAACGAAACAAAUAUAAUAAUCUCGACAGUGAAUUGGUAAGAGAACGGAGUUCACCUAUACGAUUACAAUUUAAUAAAAAGGAUAAAAUAUUAAAUAGAAGAAAAAGUGAAGAUGAUAUAUUAAAUAAAUAUGAAAAAAUAAUAAAAAUAAUGAAAUAUUUAAGAAGGAUAAAAACUAGACAUCCAGAAAUUGAAACUAUUGUUUCUAUUCUUUCAAAUAAUAUUAAAAAUGUUACGUUCAACUGUGAGAAAAUGUUUUCAUCAAGACGUGAACUAAAUGAUUUCUUAAAAAAAAUAUACAUCUAUCAAAUUUACCUACUAAAAAAAGUAGUUUUUAAAAAAAAUUAUUCCUCAAAAAAGGAUCAUAUCAAAAACCCUUCAAUGCAAAAAGUAUCAUUUGUAAAUAUCAAUCAAUCUCAUCUAAGAGAUCAUUCGGAAAUCCCUGAUGACACAAAGAGAGAUUCUAAUUACUUACUCUACUAUCUAAGCAAAAAUCCGUCCUUUAAUGUACCAAAUAAUCUUUUAUAUGAAAAUUCGGAUGUAAAUAAAGAUCAUAGUAAUAGACAAAAUAGCAUUGAUAUGUUAGGCAAUAUACACAAAUAUAUUGAUCUAAAAAGAAAUACCAAAGAUAUAGAAAACAAAACAUAUUAUGACCGAAAAAAUGAUGGAAAUAAAAAAAAUAAUAAUAAAAGUAGUGACUACUCUGACGAAGAGCAAAAUUAUAAUUAUAAACAACAUGUUAAUAAAAUAAACGAAAAUAAAAAAAAAAGUCAUCGGCAUAAUAUCAAUUCUAAUAAUGCAUUUGAUAAAGUGGAAAAUUGCCAAGAAAAAAGAGACAUAUCUGUGAAACCAAGAAAGAAUCAUAUAUUAAAUAUAAAAAACGAGUUAGCCAAUACAGAAGAAAUAUAUACCAAUGAUUAUAAUAAUAGUAAUACAUUUGCUAACCCCCCAUUAAAUGAAUGCAACCCAAAUAAUAAUUUUUUAAAGCGUGUCGACAAUGAGAAAGAUAGACAUAUGAUGGAUGACCCAGAUCCCAAAGAGACACACGGAAAUUCCAAUUUUAAUAUCAUACAAAAGGGGGGAGAAAUUGAAAAAAAUUAUAUGGGUUUCAAAAAGGGACUAAAUAUGAAUGCUCUUAAUUUAGAGAAUAAAUGUGAUCCUAUCAAAAAAAAUGUUCCCGAAAAUGAUAAAUGUCCAAAUACCUCUAUUGAUAAAGAUAAAUUAGAUAAAAAAACUUACGUGUUAUACUAUGAUGUCAAUAAAGAAAUAUAUACCAUAUCUAAUAGAGAUUCUGUUACACAUGCAUUGAAAACAACCCUUUUAAAUAGUAUAAAAUAUAUGUUGAUAUAUAUACAUGUGCUCACAUAUAUAUAUAAUAAUGCAAAAAAUAAUGAUAUAAUAUUACUUAAUGCUAUUGAACCUCAAAAUUUUACGGCCCUUCAGAAUUUCUUAUUUAAAAUUGAAGUGGAACUAGUCGAAUAUAAGCAUUUUAUUUUGUUAAUAACUAAAAAUUUUAAAAAAGUGAAUCUAGAGGCUUUAUACGGAUUAAAUGAUUUUUCAGUUUUUGAAAAGGUAUAUGGGAAAAAGAUAGCUCCAAGAUUUUUAGUUUCCCAAAAAGUAAAAAUGUUUUACAAAUAUGAUAUACUUUAUCACAGAUUUAAGGAACUUGAGAAUGUUCGAGCUUUCAGCGGAAUUAUUGAUGCAGUAGAAUUAAUAUAA